Molecule: messenger RNA, 330 nt
Organism: Oldenlandia corymbosa var. corymbosa
Lineage: Eukaryota; Viridiplantae; Streptophyta; Magnoliopsida; Gentianales; Rubiaceae
Source: the annotation of a GenBank genome assembly
AUGCAAGAAGCUUUGUCCUAUAGAACCACCGGUAUCGCCGCCGCAACUGGCGGAUCCUCCUCCGCCACCCGGCUACUGCCGCCGGGUCAUGAAAAACCCGCCAGUGUACCCAAGCUGGUGGCGGAUAAUGCGGUGAUAGCCUUUGGGAGAAGCGGUUGCUGCAUGUGUUUUGUGGUGAAACAAUUGUUGUUGGGCCACGGCGUUAAUCCCGUUAUUCACUUUGUUGAUGAGGAUGACGAAGCCGCCGUCCUCGGCGAACUGUCGAAAAUCGGCGGCGGCGGCGCAAGCUUGCAAAAAAGGUUGUUACAGUCUUACAGAACUUAUUCAUAG